UGAUCAAUUUUAAAUUCAGGCUGUAACACACAAAAUGUGGAAAAAGUCAACGGGUGUGAAUACUUUCUGAAGACAAUACAUGUAUUUGGUCAUCUACGUCAUUGCGGUUCUGUGCGACUCGGUUGGAAGAGCAUGAUGUUAGUAUUGCUAGGGUUGUGGCUUCAUUUCCCAGGGCCACCCAAAUGUAAAAUGUAUACCCAUGACGAAGUUGCUUUUGAUAAAAGUAUCUGCUAAAUGGCAUAUGUGCUAUUUCUCUCGACUGAAAAUGGUAGCCUAAGGAAUUGUGGUUGUAAAUCUGUUUUUAGACACAUUUUUAUUUGUGUGUGUGUGUGUGUGUGUGUGUGAGAGAGAGAGAAAAAGAGAGCGAGCGAGGUGGGGUGGGUUCGCUCAAUAGAUUAAUUAUGUUUGCCCAGUCAAUGCCUCCACAUUUGUAACGAGCAGAAGGGUCGGCUACUGCUACUGCUACUGCUACUGCUGUUAUGUGAUGGACAGAGAGUAGGCAACAUUUCUUCUUAGAUAUGGGCUGUGCUGGAGGGUGGCUGCUCCAGGCUGUGUGUCUGCUGUCUACCCUUCUGGAUUAUGGUGCAGUGAGGGUAACCAUGAGACACUCCAAUCUGGAGGUGGUUCAGGGGGACUCGGUGACCCUGCCCUGCUCCUUCUUCACCAUGAGUCCGCUGUCCAGACUCAACAUCAUCUGGACCCUGGCACCCUUCUCUGACCCAGACUCCCCCACACAGGUGAUAGUGUUUGAUCAUGGCCAGGUGAUCGAGAACCCCUCCCUGACAGGCAGGGUGGGUUUCCUAGGCAUCCCCUGGAGUGCUGACAUCAUCCUCAACAACACACGCAUCUCAGAUGCUGGCACCUACCGCUGCAUGGUGAGCAACCCCCCAGAGACUGGAGACCCUGGUAUAGGGGAACUGGCCCUUAACGUCCUGGCACCACCCUCGCUGCCCCUGUGCCUGUGGGAUGGGGUCACUGAUACAGGGGGGAGCGUUGCCCUGUCCUGCAUGGUGGCUGAGGGGGUGCCCACUCCCGAGAUGCGGUGGGAUAAAUUGGAACCAGAGGAAAUCUCACUACCCAUCAACAUGAACGGGGACCUAUCAGGCUCUGUCCAGAUAGUCAACAUCUCGUCCCAGAACUCUGGGCUGUACCGCUGCUCCGUCACCAACCUCCUGGGGACCCAGAACUGUUACGUCAACCUGUCUAUCUACAGCCCUCCAGCCAGCUCCCCAGGGAUCCUCCAGGGGGUGUUGUUGACCCUGUCCAUGGCCCUGGUUCUGCUGGCCCUGCUGGUGCUGGUACUGUGGCUUCAUCGCUCUGGCCAGAAGAGGAAGUGGACGGAGGGGAAGGAAGAGGAGUGUUAUAACGAGAUAAGGUACACUCCCUCUCUGAUCAAACGCUCCUUUGUUUGAUCCCUCCAUCCAAGGAAGACAAAACAACCAGAUGCCUUCUACAAAAAAAGAAAAAAAAGAUUCAACUCACACUCUACAACUCAUUCAAUUGAACAUUUGUUUCAUAAAAUGUGUUAAGAAUGAGUGUCCAUUGGAGAAUGAAGAGAGUUACCUAACCGUGCCCUGCAGAUAGACAUUGGUUCCCACUAUUGAAAUAUUUCUCCCAUAGAAUACUUGAUAAACUGUAACCUUUUUUGCUAAUAAAAUGUUUGAAUGGAA
Molecule: messenger RNA, 1670 nt
Organism: Oncorhynchus keta (chum salmon)
Lineage: Eukaryota; Metazoa; Chordata; Actinopteri; Salmoniformes; Salmonidae
Exons: 6
Coding region: 519-1412 (297 amino acids)
Biological process (GO): homophilic cell-cell adhesion
Cellular component (GO): cell-cell junction
Molecular function (GO): ionotropic glutamate receptor binding
Source: RefSeq, a predicted model, not a curated record